Molecule: messenger RNA, 698 nt
Organism: Brachypodium distachyon (stiff brome)
Lineage: Eukaryota; Viridiplantae; Streptophyta; Magnoliopsida; Poales; Poaceae
Exons: 1
Coding region: 149-478 (109 amino acids)
Source: RefSeq, a predicted model, not a curated record
AAGUUUGCAUCACAUAUUCAUUCCUAUCUCAAAGUUCCCACCACCACAGCGUGUCGCGGCUUCCUACCCGUUUGCGGGAGAUCACAAGGACCUAGAGCUCGCAACCGGAAGCAAAGGAGGAAACUCAGCCAUAAAUUAAAGCUAUUCCAUGGGCAACUGCGCGGCGUCGCGGCACGCCGCGGAGUCGUGGACCGACGACGGCGAGUGGGAGUGGGAGGAGGCGGCGUCGUCCUCGUCGGAGGACGACCACCACCACCACGACCACCAUGCGUCGGAGGUGACGAUCAGGAUCACCAAGAGGCAGCUGCACGAGCUGAUGGAGAGGAAGGCGGCGGCGCACGGCGGCAGAUCAGGGGAGAGCAGGCAGCUGCUGCUGGCGGAUAUCAUGAACUCCGGGGAGGUGCACUACCAUGACCCGCACAGGGAGGAGCACUGGCGGCCCGCUCUGCAGAGCAUUCCUGAGGCCGUCGAGUCAUGACAUGAGUGACGUGCAUCUUGAGAGCUAUUCGUCUCCUGGAUCCUUUUUAUUUCUUCGUCUCUUCGUUGUAUUUUCAUGUUUGUUGAACGGUUAUCCAUGACCAUGUGUACAUAGAAUGCGUUUGGAUGAUUUGUUUGUUCAAACUAUCAGGACGAUGUACAUCAAAACGUAGGGAAUUAACUGUGAAUAAUGCAAAUUCUGAAUCUCAUUCUGUCUUCAA